AUGCAUGUUAAAAAUUGUAUUGAGUUAAGUAAAAAACGUAAAGCUGGAGUUAUUGGUAAUUUAUUACGAGAGAAAAUAGUAAAUGAAUUAAAAGAAGCCCAAAGUUUUAGUAUUUUAGUAGACUCGACACAAGAUGUUGCAGUAUUAGAUCAGCUGGCUAUUUGUGUUAGGUAUGUUUUAAAAAACAAUGUUUAUGAAAAACUUUUAAAAUUAGUUGUGGCUUAUGAUUCUAGUGGAAUUGGUUUGUAUAAUUUAAUUGCAAAAGAAUUUUCUGAAAUAGAUUUAGAUAUGAAUAAAAUUGUAGGUUGCUCUUUUGAUGGGGCAUCUAAUAUGAAAGGUGUUUAUAAUGGCUUGCAAUCACAUUUAAAGAAAAAUGCGAAUCCUUCAUGUAUAUAUACUCACUGCCUGGGUCAUGUAUUAAAUUUAGUUAUGGUAGAUUCAUCAGAAUGUUGCAAAAAUGCUGAAUUUCUCUUUGGGUUAGUUCAACAAUCAGCUACUUUUCUUUUAGAUUCUCAUAAAAGAAUGAAAGUAUGGUCAGAUUUAACUAAACAAACCCAUAAAAGUCAUGAUAAACUUAGAAAAUUGAACUUGAUUGGAGCAACUAGGUGGUGGAGUAAGGACAAGGCAUUAUCUUCUAUAAUUCAGUUUAACGAGCCUAAUGUCAAGGAUUCCCGAUUUUUGUUAUUCUUACAUUUUUUAUUGGAAAUAACUUCUAGUGAAUCAAAAUUUGAUGCAAAAACUAAAUACACGGCUCAUACACUUUUACAAAAUUGGUCAAAAUUUGAAAUUAUUUUAACUGCAGCUAUUUACCUUGAUAUUUUUACUAUAAGUUCUCCUGUAUCAAAGUUUUUACAAUCACGCUCAUUAAAUUAUCUAAUAGCUUUUAAUAUGACAACAAAUUUACUAAAUCAAAUUAAAGAAAAAAGAUAUAAUGGCGAUGAAAUAUUUAAUAAACUUAUUUCUGAUGUUCAAAAUUUUAUAACAAAAAUUAAUAAGGAAUUAGAAUUAAAUGAUAUAGAUUUUAGAAUAAAAAAUAAGUUUAGUAAGAAUUCUGUAAGUAGAGUGCCAAAAAUAAAUAAAAUGCCUGGUGAAUUAGCAUCUGAUGAAAGACCUGACGUUUCCACAGAAAAAAGGUUUAAAGUUGAAACAUAUAAUUAUAUCCUUGAUAUUAUGAUUAAUAGUAUGGAAAAAAGAUUUGUUAGCAAUUCAGAAUUACUUAAAGAUUGUAUUUGCUUAGACCCUAAAAAUUUUAAAAAUAUUAAAAGUUGUUUACCUGUAAACUCACUAUUAAAACUUUCUGAAUUGACAAAAAUAAGUGUACAUGUUUUAACAUCUGAACUCCAACAAUUUGCAAUUCAAUAUGAUACAAUAACUAAAAAUUUUAAUGAUACAUUUUCAAAAAAUGAUCUAUCUUUUGACAAUGACUCCAACUCUGAAUCAGAACUAAAUAUUGACCACAGUUUGGAAUGCAAUACGUGUAAUAAUUGUUUAAGAUGCGCUUUUAAUAUUUUGUACGAAAUUGUUCAACAAUCAGGCUCUUUUAAUAAUAUAUACUUGGCAUAUAAAUUUGUUUUGACAUUACCAUGUACACAAGUUACAUGUGAACGUAUAUUUUCCAAAGUUAAAAACAUUAAAACUAAAUUAAGAUCAUUAAUUUCUCAAGAUAUUAUGGAAGCUUUGUUAAUGAUAAAUAUUGAAAGAGAUUAUGUUGUUGAUAAGGAAAUUGUUGUAAAUACUAUUGCUAAAAGUUCAACUGAACUAUCAAGGUUAUUGAUUUGA
This is a messenger RNA of Macrosiphum euphorbiae (potato aphid), 1779 nucleotides long. NCBI's taxonomy places the organism in Eukaryota, Metazoa, Arthropoda, Insecta, Hemiptera, Aphididae. The record is from the annotation of a GenBank genome assembly.